Molecule: messenger RNA, 885 nt
Organism: Acanthocheilonema viteae
Lineage: Eukaryota; Metazoa; Nematoda; Chromadorea; Rhabditida; Onchocercidae
Source: the annotation of a GenBank genome assembly
AUGUAUUGCAAUAAAUUGGUUCUCAUUGCGAGCGUAACAAUAAUAUGCUUUGCUUCUGUGUUUGGUGAAGACGAAGAGAAACUUGGUUGGAAGGAGGAUGAUGGAUUGGAGAUUAAAAUAAUAAAACCAAUCAAGCCAGAAAAAUGUAAGAUAAAAAGUCAACCGGGCGAUAUCGUUGAACAGUUCUACAAACUAUCCGACAAAGAUGGACAAACAAUAGGAUCCAAUUUCGGCAAGAAACCAUAUGUAUUUACACUUGGUAAAAGUCAAGUUAUCAGUGGUAUGGACCGUGCUAUGACCGGUAUGUGCAUCGGUGAAAAGAGAAAAGUGGUCAUUCCAGCACAUUUAGGUUUCGGUGAUGACGGUCGUGACAGAGAUAACAUAAAAGGUGGACAAACAUUGUACUACACAGUACAACUUGUAGAUUUAUUUAGACCGGUACCGGGUGAUUCAUGGACCGAUGAAGAUGGCUUAAAAAUUGAGGCAUGCAUUUAUUUAUUAGUAAAAUUGAAAUGUUGCGAAAUAAAUGCUAUAAUAGUGCCAUGUAAUGUAACACAUAAAAUUGAUAAGACGAAAUGUCGUAUGGCGGAGAAAGGUGAUACAAUUCACCAACAUUAUACGCUUCACUUACAAAAUUUUGAUGGAACAUUUGUUGAUUCAAGCUUUAGCCGAAAUAUGCCAUUCAUCUUCAAACUUGGAAAAGGAGAGGUGAUCGAAGGUAUGGAUCGAGCAAUGAAUGGUAUGUGUGAAGGAGAGAGACGAAAAGUGAUCAUUCCAUGGAAAUUAGGAUAUGGUGCUGAUGGUCGAAAGCCAUCAAUACCUGGUAAAGCUGAUUUAUACUUCGAUAUCGAACUUCAUAAAUUAAUCAAACACGAUGAGUUAUAA